CACACUGUAGCAGUAGUAGCCACUGUAGCGGUAGUGCGUGUGGAUGAGGUAGGGACGACUUGCCCCAUUCCUACUAUGAUGUAUUCUACGCUGCGAUGACAAUUCACCUAACGAUACCUUGGCAGCAGUACCCAUAGGUUACGGCAUAGGUGUUUGUGCUCCGUAAUAUUUGUUGUUUUGUGUCUGCAUCGCGUCUCAGCCGCGAACUUUUUCGGCGCUGCCGUGUGGUGCUUUGAGCGACGGAUGGUGAUUUCGAUGGAUCCAAAAUGGUCGAGCCCAUCUUUGACUAUCAGUUCCGGCUAAUACUGAUCGGCGACAGUACUGUCGGGAAGAGCACACUGCUCAAAGCGUUCACCGACGGCAAGUAUCACGACGUCUGCGAUCCGACUGUCGGCGUCGACUUCUUCGCAAGGCUCAUCGAGGUUAAGAAGGAUGUGAGAGUCAAGCUUCAGCUGUGGGACACCGCCGGGCAGGAGCGAUUUCGUUCCAUCACGCGCUCCUACUACCGCAACUCUGUGGGCGCCCUUCUUCUAUAUGAUAUAACCAGGAGAACCAGCUUUGAGCACUUGGUCGACUGGCUGUUUGAAGUCAAGCGGCACAUUGAGCCGCACAAGGUCAUCUACCAGGUGGUAGCAUGCAAGGCAGACAUGGAGGUAUCACGGGAGGUGAGCACCGAGGAAGGCCAAGCAUUUGCCGAGUUCUAUGGAGCCAAGUUCGUUGAAACGUCGGCCAAGACGGGCCUCAACGUGGAGCGAGCUUUUGAGACAAUUGCACGCGACAUCUAUGCCAAGGUGGAGUCGGGCGAGUUUCAGCUUGAGGAUGGCUGGGACGGUGUGAAAAUGGGCUUCCUGCGGCCUGGACUGCCUGGAUGCUACAUUGACUUGCUAGAAGCUAAACCAGAAUCCCCAAGCUGCUGCUAGACCGUCCAAUGUAUUUUGCUAACAUAGUGACGUAAUGUGUGCAAACUGUGAAGUGACUGUUGAAUCUAGUGUGUGCCUAGCUAAGCACUUGCCAUAGAUGCUCAGGCGGCAUGUGCAGUCGACAGCUUCUUAGAAAGAGGGACCAGCAAGCCUCUCUUCUUGGCACAGGUGUGCUAUUAAUCUUGGCUUAAUUGUCAGCCUUUACAUAGGCCUAACUGGCGUGUUCCCUGCUUCAUACAUUGUGAGCUCUCACCAAGUUCUGGAAUGUGGAAAUGUGUCUGUGCGAAAGUACAGUGCUAGCUUGUGCUAUUUUGAAAUAGCUACAUGGCCAUGCACCCUGCAUUUCUGGAGGAUAGCUGGACAAACAGCAUUUUUACAGAGCUUUUUGUUUUCUCUGAUGUCUCUGCCUCACUUCUGUAUUCAAAUUACGUCUGGUUACCUUCAUUUAGCCUGCCAGAACUGAACAUGUGACAGUUGUUGUUUCUUGCCAUUAUGUGUGCAGAUAAUUUGACUAAAAGCUUGAAUAUCCAUGGCUAAAGAUGAGCAUUUGUCAUGAUUGGGAAGAAUGAGUGACAGAUCCAAAACUUCACAGAAAUUUUGUGUGCUAGUGUAAAGCAAAACAGGAGACAGUACUAUGUGCUAGCUACAAGAUAAUGAAGGCUGUGUUAAUAUUUCUGAAUGCUGUGGGGGUUUAUGGUGGUAGCAUUAGAUGUGCAAACUCAAGUUGCCAGCAAGUCAGGUUGAUGUGAACUGGUUUCUCCUACAAAACUUUAUAAAUGUUCACAGUAUUUAUUUUUGUUUGUAUUUUAGUGCCAUCACUCGGUGUAUCUUCCUUACCAAAUUGUACUAUGUGAAGCAAAUGAAGUGUACUCACUGAA
Molecule: messenger RNA, 1798 nt
Organism: Dermacentor silvarum
Lineage: Eukaryota; Metazoa; Arthropoda; Arachnida; Ixodida; Ixodidae
Gene: Rab39
Product: ras-related protein Rab-39B
Exons: 3
Coding region: 267-920 (217 amino acids)
Cellular component (GO): Golgi membrane
Molecular function (GO): GTPase activity; GTP binding
Source: RefSeq, a predicted model, not a curated record